AUGAAUGCUCAACCUCGGUCGGCCCUGGCCCUAGCAGCUCGCUAUGCCGUCCCCUUCGGGCUGCUCUUGAUCCCUAUCUGGAUGACCCAAGUCAACUCCGUCGUCCCCGAGCCAUACCUCGAUGAAGCAUUCCAUAUCCCCCAAGCGCAAGCAUACUGGUCGCAUCAAUGGACACAGUGGGAUCCCAAGAUCACUACUCCGCCUGGACUCUAUCUCUUCUCGUACGCCGUCUGUGCCCUUAUCCUUCUCCUUCGCGGUUCCCCCGAACAUCUAGAUCCCCCGGCACUCCGGGCGACCAACGCGGCGGCCGCAGCUGUCUUGCUCCCCUUGAGACUGCAGACCGCACUCGACACUGUGCGGAAGCAACGGAAUACCCGUCCUUCUGGCGCCUGGUUAAGCCAUACGGUGCUGAACAUCUGUCUAUUUCCGCCGCUGUUUUUCUUCUCGGGAUUGUACUACACUGAUGUCCUAGCGCUGCUGGUGGUUAUUGAGGCGUAUAAUUGGGAUUUGAGUCGCGGGCGGCCGAACGCGGUGAAGCUUGAGACGGCGGUGUUUUUGGUACUUGGGGUGCUGGCACUGCUUUUCAGGCAGACGAAUAUCUUCUGGGUAUCGGUUUUCUUCGGCGGAUUGCAGGUUGUGAGGAGGCUUCGUAGGGUUACGAAGAAUUGCGAAUCGACCAACGUGGCUGAUAUUUUGGCUGCUGGGUCCAGAAAUGAGCUGUAUGACCCCUUGGUCUUGGAUGCCUCCCUUGUUGACUAUGUCAAGACCGCCGCUUCUCUUUGCUCUGUUGCGUUGAAUAACUUAGGGUCUGUGAUUACCUCGCUGGUCCCGUACCUGAUCAUUCUGGCCACAUUCGGAGGAUUUGUUCUGUGGAAUGGCAGUGUUGUUAUGGGCCACAAGGAGUUCCAUACGGCCAGCUUACACAUAGCUCAGAUGUUGUACAUCUGGCCCUACUUCGUCUUCUUCUCGUGGCCUCUUCUUCUGGUCCCAAUGGCCAAUAUCGUCCUUCCCAAAUUCAUGCUGCCGAAAUUCCUCAAUCAAGGCUUUCCGGCUUCGCGGAGAAGGCUUCCAAGUCUUCUGACUGUGUUGAUCAUCCUUCCAAUCAUGCUCGCUGUGGUGCAUUUCAACACCAUUGUCCAUCCGUUCACCCUUGCCGAUAAUAGGCACUACGUCUUCUACGUAUUCCGCAUUUUGCUGAAUUCUCAUCCGUAUACGAGAUAUGUCGCUACUCUUGUCUACUUCCUCGGCGCGUGGAUGAUCAUCUCCGCCAUGGGUUAUUCACCUGUCACGGCUGCUCCUGGGUUGGCUUCAGUCGUUAGAACGCAGGCACCGCCCGCGUCAGCGACCUCGGCAGAGGAGCGAACCGAAAAGACGCAAAAGCUGGAGCGCAAGCAGAAAGGCUUUAAAAAAUCGGCCCAAGUGGCCUCUUCAGCUCCUGCCCCAAUCGACCCUAAAGUCCUCGCUGACCUCCAAGAGCAUAUUAGGCGGCGCCAACGACUUGAACAUGAGACAUCCCGCGUGAGCUUUGUUCUUGUUUGGCUGGCUGCCACAGCUCUAUCACUCAUCAGCGCUCCCCUCGUUGAACCACGAUACCUCAUUAUCCCCUGGGUAAUGUGGAGGCUUCAUCUACCACCAUCUCCAACGCCAGUGAUUUACCGUCGGGCUAGCGAUGAGAAGGAUCUUGAAGCGCGGAUCGCGGUCAACUUCCCCUUGUUUCUUGAGACGGUGUGGUUCUUGCUUGUUAAUGUGAUUACUGGGACGCUUUUCCUGCGGGGUGGUUUUGAAUGGCCGCAGGAACCGGGGAAAGUUCAGCGGUUUUUGUGGUGA
Molecule: messenger RNA, 1827 nt
Organism: Aspergillus nidulans FGSC A4
Lineage: Eukaryota; Fungi; Ascomycota; Eurotiomycetes; Eurotiales; Aspergillaceae
Gene: alg10
Product: dolichyl-P-Glc:Glc(2)Man(9)GlcNAc(2)-PP-dolichol alpha-1,2- glucosyltransferase
Exons: 2
Coding region: 1-1827 (608 amino acids)
Biological process (GO): dolichol-linked oligosaccharide biosynthetic process
Cellular component (GO): endoplasmic reticulum membrane
Molecular function (GO): dolichyl pyrophosphate Glc2Man9GlcNAc2 alpha-1,2-glucosyltransferase activity
Source: RefSeq, a predicted model, not a curated record